This is a messenger RNA of Solanum verrucosum, 1644 nucleotides long. RefSeq names its product purple acid phosphatase 23-like. Gene Ontology annotation, molecular function: metal ion binding; acid phosphatase activity. The record is from RefSeq and is a predicted model, not a curated record. NCBI's taxonomy places the organism in Eukaryota, Viridiplantae, Streptophyta, Magnoliopsida, Solanales, Solanaceae.
UAAACUAAAUUCUAGUUUUGAGAGAUGAAGAAAAUUUGUACUACACUUUGGUUACAAUUUUUUGUUGUAAUUAUAGUUGCUAAGAGAAUACCAACAACAUUGGAUGGACCAUUUAAGCCACUAACUCAUAGAUUUGAUCCUUUAUUGCAUAAAGGAAGUGAUGAUUUGCCAAUGGAUCAUCCAAGGCUUAAGAGGAAUGUAACUUCAUUUUUUCCAGAACAAAUUGCUCUUGCUUUGUCAACUUCUUCAUCUUCAAUGUGGAUUUCUUGGAUCACUGGUGAAGCUCAGAUUGGUCUAAAUGUGACUCCACACGAUCCGAAAACAGUGGCAAGUGAGGUAUGGUAUGGGAAGGAAAGUGGGAAGUACACAGUGAAGCAAAAUGGAGCUUCCGUCGUUUAUAGUCAAUUGUAUCCAUUUGAAGGACUAUGGAACUACACUUCUGGCAUCAUUCAUCAUGUGAAGAUUGAUGGUCUUGAACCUGAAACAAAGUAUUACUACAAGUGUGGUGAUAGUUCUUUAGCAGCAAUGAGUGAUGAACUUGAAUUUGAGACCUUUCCAUUGCCUGCACCUAACAAGUAUCCACGACGAAUAGCAGUUGUUGGUGACUUAGGUCUUACAAGCAAUACAACCACAACAAUUGAUCAUCUCAUAAUGAAUGAUCCUUCCAUGAUAUUGAUGGUUGGAGAUUUAACUUACGCGAAUCAAUACCUUACCACUGGUGGUAAAGGAGCUUCAUGCUAUUCUUGUCAGUUUCCAGAUGCACCAAUAAGAGAAACAUUUCAACCUCGAUGGGAUGGAUGGGGAAGGUUUAUGGAGCCGUUAAUCUCAAGAGUUCCAAUGAUGGUUAUCGAAGGAAACCAUGAGAUCGAACCUCAAGCAGCAGGGCUCACAUUCCAAUCGUAUUUGACAAGAUAUUCUGUUCCUUCAAAGGAAUCUGGCUCUAAUAGUAACCUUUACUACUCUUUUAAUGCCGGAGGAAUCCAUUUCAUCAUGCUAGGAGCCUACGUUGACUAUAAUCAGACGAGUGCUCAGUAUUCUUGGCUUCAGCAUGAUCUGGAAAAAGUAGAUCGUGGCGUGACUCCUUGGCUGGUGGCUGCAUGGCAUUCUCCUUGGUACAAUAGCUAUUCAUCGCACUACCAAGAAUUUGAGUGCAUGAGGCAGGAAAUGGAAGAAAUGCUAUAUACAUAUCGCGUUGAUAUAGUUUUCUCCGGUCAUGUACAUGCAUAUGAGCGAAUGAAUCGAGUCUACAACUAUACUUUGGAUCCAUGUGGUCCUGUUUACAUAACAGUCGGAGAUGGUGGUAAUAUUGAGAAAGUCGACGCUGAUCAUGCAGAUGAUCCUGGUAAAUGUCCUUCACCAGGUGACAACAUUCCAGAAUUUGGAGGUGUAUGUCACAUGAACUUUAGCAGUGGACCUGCCAAAGGAAAAUUUUGCUGGGAUAGACAACCAGAAUGGAGUGCAUAUAGAGAGAGCAGCUUCGGGCACGGGAUACUGGAGAUGGUAAAUUCAACUCAUGCGUUGUGGACUUGGCACCGCAAUCAGGAUAUUUAUCGUAAAAACAGUCAUGGUGAUCAAAUAUACAUAGUAGGACAACCUCAUACUUGCUCUGUUGACUCAAAGACAGGAUAGCAGGUUGAGUCCAUC